This is a messenger RNA of Parnassius mnemosyne (clouded apollo), 453 nucleotides long. Lineage: Eukaryota; Metazoa; Arthropoda; Insecta; Lepidoptera; Papilionidae. The record is from the annotation of a GenBank genome assembly.
AUGGAGCAAAUCGAGCAGCGUGCCGUCAUUAAGUACCUCCAUAAGAAGGGGCUAUCAUCAAAAGGUAUCCAUGAUGACAUGGUCAGUACAUUAGGCGAUUGUGCUCUGUCAUAUUCAUCCGUCAAAAAAUGGAUAGCAGAAUUUAAGCAUGGUAGAGAGAGUGUGAAAGAUGAACCCCGCUCUGGAAGGCCUUCGACGUCAACUACUGACGAAAAUAUUAAAAAAGUACUUGAUUUAAUAAUGGGAGACCGCAGAUUAAAAAUUAGAGAGAUAGCCGAGAUUAUAGGCAUCUCUUAUAAACGAACUCAAAACAUCAUUGUCAACGAGUUGGGUUUCCACAAGGUGUCUGCGAGGUGGGUUCCGCGACUGCUUUCAGUUGAACAAAAAAGGACGCGAUUGACUAUUUCACGCGACUGUUUGGAGUUAUUUGAAGCCGAUGCAGAUGAUUUUUGA